AUGGCUACUGCAGGCGAAGAUUUCCGCGACGCUAUGCGCGACAUCCAGUCGAGCUCCUCCAACGAGCAAACCGAUCAGGAGGAGGAGGCCAAUGGCGACGGCGACGUUGCUGAGACCAGGAGCGCUGAGACGCCGGAAGAGUCGAUGAUGCACAGCCGAAUCAUGGGCGUUGACGCCGACAGCGCGUCUGUGCCUGAGCUACGUGGGGCCUUGAAACAUGCACAAGGGGGAUGGACCAAGGCCCAUUCGACGCUCUUGGCGCUCUGCCGUCGGAUUCAAGAGCUAGAGGAGGAGCUCGCGCAGGCCAAGUCGAAGAAGAAGGCCACGUCCAUGGAGUCAAAGGUCAUCACGAUUGGCCGCCAGUUCAUAUAUCUCUUUCGCCUCGCCCCUCCCAGCUACCUCUUUCCGCUUCACGGCGUCGAACCUCUCGACCCUCGUCAUCCAUCAAGGUUCAAGAGCGUCGACAAGAAACGCCGUUGUUUAGUUACCGAGUUUGUGAAGUUCCUGUCGCCUGAACUUCGUAAAGCUAUCGUCAACUUUCCGAAUUUCCAGGAAAAGUUUCUUUUCGGUGUGCGGUCCGAGAUUGGCACCAUGGUCAACAGCGUCAAAUCCCAGUACCCGCGCAUCUAUACUGGGCUCCACAUCAGCAACCACGGGCUCCUAACCGCGGAGAACCUCACGAAGGACCCUACUGUCAAAUGGCUCCUUCAGGACCCCUUCAAACCUGACGACCAGAACACCAACGGUAGCGGCAACGGCAACGGCGCGGCUGAGGGCGAGGGCAAGGGCGAAGGCAAGGGCAAGGGCAAGGGCGACUCGCAGGAGGAAGCGGAUGUCGUCCCCAUCUUUCCGAGGAUACUCUUCCAGCACCUGUACUUCCCUGAUGGCGACGAGCUUUUCAGGCAGGAGGCUCUGAUAAAUGCAGCUAAAGGCGCUUUAUUCGGGCCAACGGCGUUGACUGGUCGCGGCGGCGCUGGCGGUUCAAAGCCGAAGGCGACUAGGUGGGGAAUCAAGGCAAGCACGACUGGGCUUAUCAGCAACAUAUCAGUCUUGGUAAUACAUCGACUCACCCCGGACCAAGAGUUUCACUCCCCAGGCAAGGUCACGCAUGUCAAUUGGGAGGCUCGGUGCGACGAGUACCUUUCGGUGCUGAACAGGAACCCCGAUUGGACCAAUAAGCUUCUGGCUUAUUGGGACUCGUUCCUCUUCCCCUCCCAAUCCAACUCUUCAAAGACGACUCGCGCAGCGCCUCGUGACCCUAUCGAUCACGCCAACUCCCUAUUCGACAAGCUCCAGAUCCGAUCAUCCGAGCCAUCUGAGCCUGGCCCCGAUGUUCAGGCCCCGCAGAUCCAGGAGCAGAUCGGUCAGCCACCCGUCUCACGAACGGACGCGCCGGCGCUGCCUGGCCCCACACCGUCUGCCACGGCUCCGCGAGCGCCCUUGAGCUCCGCUUCGGCAGCUCGUCACGGCACCCCGACGACGACUGCACCUAUGGUCCCUCAGCCCCAGACUGUCGUGUCCAAACCCGCCCGCAGAACCCGCCAGAUGGCGCAGGUGGCUGAGACUGAGGCUCAGCAGGAGACUCAGGCUGUCGAGCCGACGAAGGGGAAGCGCACCAGACGUACUCGGGCCACUCAGGAGUAG
Coniophora puteana RWD-64-598 SS2 is the source of this 1644-nucleotide messenger RNA. RefSeq lists its product as uncharacterized. The coding region runs from base 1 to 1644 and encodes 547 amino acids. The transcript is spliced from 5 exons. The record is from RefSeq and is a predicted model, not a curated record. Lineage: Eukaryota; Fungi; Basidiomycota; Agaricomycetes; Boletales; Coniophoraceae.